This is a messenger RNA of Drosophila biarmipes, 2571 nucleotides long. It is a transcript of the gene ACOX1, whose product is annotated as probable peroxisomal acyl-coenzyme A oxidase 1. Gene Ontology annotation, biological process: lipid homeostasis; fatty acid beta-oxidation using acyl-CoA oxidase. The coding region runs from base 379 to 2388 and encodes 669 amino acids. Gene Ontology annotation, molecular function: FAD binding; fatty acid binding; acyl-CoA oxidase activity. Gene Ontology annotation, cellular component: peroxisome. Lineage: Eukaryota; Metazoa; Arthropoda; Insecta; Diptera; Drosophilidae. The transcript has 8 exons. The record is from RefSeq and is a predicted model, not a curated record.
CGAAUGUAGUCCAACAACAUCGCCAGAGAACAAUAAUUGUGCUGUAGAUUAUUUCGACACAAAAGCCAACUUGUUACAUAUGUAUUUUCGCGGCUAAAGUUCAUCUCGCUCGAGGGCCAACGCCGAUAAGAUUUUGGUUCGGCGGAUCAGAUCAGCAGCACAUAAUCCGGAAUGGAUUGCGUUCGCCAGCGGAGGAGGAGCACUUGACCGUCCAUUGAGCGCAAUUCGCAUUUCGCCCUGCCCGCAGCAAUCAGUCAGUACGCGAUACUCACCGACGACGGACGCCUUGCGGUGGCUCUACAAUCUCAGCCCAUCAUCCACAACCUGUUUACGUGACUUGAUUACUGCUGUUCGGCCACUGCUACUCCCACUGCAAAAAUGCCAGCCAAACCAGUGAAUCCCGACCUGCUGAAGGAGCGCAAGACGGCCACCUUUGAUCCCCGGGAGUUCUCCGUUCUGUGGGCCGGGGGCGAGGAGCGCUUCAAGGAGAAGAAGGCCCUGGAGAAAAUGUUCUUGGAGGAUCCUGCCCUUCAGGACGACCUGCCCAUCUCCUAUUUGUCUCACAAGGAGCUCUAUGAAUACAGUCUGCGCAAAGCCUGCAUCAUUGGGGAUAAGAUCCGUAAGCUCCGUGCUGACGGCGAGGAUGGAGUGGAUACCUACAAUGCUCUGCUUGGUGGAUCCUUGGGAGCAGCCAUCCUGAAGGAAGGCAAUCCCCUGACCCUUCACUACGUGAUGUUUGUGCCCACCAUCAUGGGCCAGGGAACCAUGGACCAGCAGGUGGAAUGGCUGAGCAAGGCCUGGGACUGUGAGAUUAUUGGCACCUACGCCCAGACAGAGCUGGGACACGGAACCUUCCUGCGUGGCCUGGAGACCCGGGCCGACUACGAUGCCAGCACCCAGGAGUUUGUGAUAAACACACCCUCACUCAGUGCCUACAAAUGGUGGCCAGGAGGAUUGGGACACACUGCCAACCAUGCGGUGGUGGUGGCUCAGCUCUACACCAAGGGCGAGUUCCGUGGCCUGGCUCCUUUCAUCGUCCAGCUGAGGGAUUCCGACACGCACAAACCCAUGCCGGGCAUCGACAUCGGAGAUAUUGGCACCAAGCUUGGAAUGAAGGGCGUGAACAAUGGCUAUUUGGGCCUGAAAAACGUUCGAGUGCCUUUGAACAACAUGCUGAUGAAGAACCAACAGGUUCUGCCCGAUGGCACCUACGUGGCGCCCAAGAACAGCGUGCUCACCUACGGAACCAUGAUGUUUGUGCGUUGUGCUCUGAUCCGUGACACCGCCCAGAGUCUGGCCAAGGCAUCCACCAUUGCCACGCGGUAUUCAGCCGUCCGUCGACAGAGCCCCAUCGAUCCAAACCAACCGGAGCCCCAAAUCAUGGACCACACCACACAGCAGCUUAAGGUGUUCCCGCAGAUAGCGAAGGCCAUUGUGUUCAAAACGACUGGUGAUGGUAUUUGGAAUAUGUACAAUGUGAUAUCCGGCGAAAUCGAGCAGGGAAACCUGGAUCGCCUGCCAGAAAUGCACGCUCUGUCCUGCUGCCUGAAGGCCAUCUGCAGUGCUGAUGCCGCCGCUGGCGUGGAAACGUGCCGUCUGUCCUGUGGUGGACAUGGUUACAUGGACUGCUCCAACUUCCCCACAAUCUACGGCAUGACCACGGCUGUGUGCACCUACGAGGGCGAGAACACAGUGAUGCUGCUGCAGACUGCUCGCUAUCUGGUGAAGGUUUAUGGACAGGCCCUGAACGGAGAGGAGUUGGUGCCCACGGUUUCCUACGUAAAUGAAGCACUCAAACAAAAGAAGUUCGUGAACUUUGAUGGAUCUUUGGAGUCCAUUGUCAAGGCAUUCCAGUUUGUGGCCGCCAACAAAACCCGCAUUGCCUAUGAGCAGAUUGAACUGCGUCGCAAGCAGGGACAUGGUACUGAGGUGGCUGCUAAUCUGUGCGGAACCUUCUUGACAGCGGCUGCUGAUCUUCAUGGACGUGCCUUCCUGGCCCAGACUGCCUAUACGGAACUCUUUGCCCUAUCCCGCGAGGUCUCGCCAGCAUUGGCUGAUGUCCUAAAGGUGAUUCUGGAGCUUUAUCUGGUGGAUGCCUGUCUCAACCGCAUUGGCGACUUUUUAAGGUUUAUUGAUCUGACCGAUAAAGACGUCACCUCACUGGAAGUGCGCCUGGAGACCUGCUUGAAGCGACUCCGUCCGAACGCCGUCACUCUAGUGGACAGCUUUGAUCUGCACGAUCGUGUGCUGGACUCCGCCUUGGGUGCCUACGAUGGCAAUGUGUACGAGCACAUCUUCGAGUCCACGAAGAAGAACCCGCUGAACAAGGAACCAGUGAACGAAGCAUUCCACAAGUACUUGAAGCCAUUCAUGAAGGCUCACCUCUAGAUUCUAUCUUACCACUCGGGAGGAUCCCCGCUAUAGUUACUCUUGUAAAUAUACCUAUAUGUUUGUAUUGUUUUCGUAUUACACAACAGUUUGCUUGGCAAUUGAUCUGAAAGAUAUAGUGCAUAUGGCUGUAAAAGUAUACACAAAUAAAACAUUCAAGUACCGCUUUUGGGCUUAACUAAA